UCUAGUGCCCUCCAGCCUCCAUCAGAGACCGAACCCACCCAACUCCGCAAACUGCCCAGGCCCCAACUUCACAUUUCCACACCAUACAAUUACACAUUACAUCACCAUCCCUGAUUCACAGACACACUCUCUCUCUCUUCAAGAAAACCCAGACCUCUCCCUCCAAAUUGAAAAUGCCAAACCGAACCAUCCUCGACAGCCGCCUCCUCCUCCUCCUCAUCCUUCUCCGCUUCUUUUUCUUCUAUUCCAGCAGUGUACCAGUCCAAGCCCUCACGUCACCUACUGACAUCUCCGCCCUCAAGGCCUUCAAAGCCUCGAUCAAACCUUCCUCUAUCCCACCCUGGUCCUGCUUAGCCUCCUGGAACUUCGCCACCGAUCCAUGUGCCGUCCCUCGCCGUACCCAAUUCAUCUGCGGCCUCACCUGCAACUACAACUCUACACGAGUCACACAGCUCGUUCUCGACCCGGCUGGCUACUCCGGCACGCUCAACCCCCUCAUCUCCCAUCUCUCCCAGCUCACUACCCUCGACCUCUCCGACAACUCCUUCUUUGGUCCUAUUCCUUCCUCCAUUUCUUCCCUCUCCAACCUCCAGACCCUGACCCUCCGAUCAAACUCGUUCUCUGGCUCCCUCCCCGCCUCCAUUACCUCCCUCAAGUCCCUCGAAUCCUUGGACCUUUCUCACAAUUCUCUAAAUGGGUUCAUUCCAAACCCGAUGAACUCGCUAUCCAAUUUGAGACGAUUCGAUCUGAGUUACAACAAACUCUCCGGAUCACUCCCUAAACUCCCCCCACACUUGCUAGAACUCGCGCUAAAGCAUAAUUCUUUAUCUGGGUCUCUGUCCAAAUCCUCAUUUGACAGGCUGACCCAGUUGGAAGUCAUUGAACUCAGUGAAAAUGCCUUCACGGGGACACUGCAGGCUUGGUUCUUUCUCAUGCCGUCACUUCAGCAGGUUGACUUGGCCAAUAACAACCUGACACGUAUCGAGGUGUUGAAACCUGCCGGUGGUAAAAGCGAGCUGGUGGCCGUUGAUCUGGGAUUCAACAAAAUCGAAGGGCACUUGCCCAUGAAUUUUACCGGUCAUCCUCUGUUAUCGUCUUUAUCAAUUCGUGACAACCGUCUACGUGGCACGAUCCCACUGGAGUACAGCAAGACUAAGUUUUUAAGGAGAUUAUUUUUGGACGGUAAUUUCUUGAUCGGGAAGCCACCAGCUGGAUUUUUUGAAAGGGACAACCCAGUUUCCGGCAGCUUGGGGGACAAUUGUCUGCAGGGAUGUCCAACAUCUUCACAGCUGUGCGCGCCUCAUCAGAAACCCUACGCAGUUUGCAAGCAAGUAUACGGUGGAAAACCGAGGUCCUAAAGUGACAGAUGUUAGUCAAAGAUUUCUAUUUUUUUUCUUAUUGAAGCGAAUAAGAAAAUUUAUAAUGCGUUACAUCUAAGCAAUUUGAAAAGCUUAACAUAGAAGCAAGUUGUAGUACAAGUCUGUAUAAACUUGAACAAUAUCAGAUGUAGGCACAGAUAUCGCAAAUGUCAUCUUGGUGUCUGUGUAUAGUUUUUUUUAUCCUUUAAUUUUUGGAUCAUGUACCUAAUUGGUUAGCUCUAAUUUACUGCUUUCGUGUUUUUUU
Juglans microcarpa x Juglans regia is the source of this 1623-nucleotide messenger RNA. RefSeq names its product leucine-rich repeat receptor-like serine/threonine-protein kinase BAM2. Gene Ontology annotation, molecular function: protein binding. Bases 174 to 1358 code for a protein of 394 amino acids. The record is from RefSeq and is a predicted model, not a curated record. The transcript has a single exon. Lineage: Eukaryota; Viridiplantae; Streptophyta; Magnoliopsida; Fagales; Juglandaceae.